Molecule: messenger RNA, 775 nt
Organism: Linum tenue
Lineage: Eukaryota; Viridiplantae; Streptophyta; Magnoliopsida; Malpighiales; Linaceae
Source: the annotation of a GenBank genome assembly
UAGUGUUGUAGCAGUAGGAGGAGCGUGGCCAGGCCUUAAAGAAGAGGAUUGAUUAUGGCACUAUUCAUAGUUUUGGGGUUGUAAUAGUUUUUGACCAAGCUUUGACUUGUUAGUGCAAAUUAGGGCAGAGGGUAAAUGAGCUGGCAGAUACCGACCUUUCAGAAGGGACCACGUGAGCAGGGUUCCUCCCCCCUCUUCUCCAAAAAAAAAAAAAAGUUCCAUUUUUUUCUUCCAAGGACUGCUAGCCCUUUUGUAGGAGAGGGUACUCCCUCAAUCCCCAAUAAAACAUUGGGUUACUGCACUAAUAAAUUGUACUACUCACGCUACUUGAGCUGCAACCCAGCACGUGAAAGAGAGAGGCCUCCAGCUCCCUUUCCUCUGUUCUACUUCUACCUCCCCCCCUGCCUCUCAGGUGACAAAUGGGUCGGGUCAGGUCGUACUGGUUGAUAGGUGACGAUGAGUUGAUCAUAGUGGAGUGUUGGACCGUAACAAAAGAGACAUGGAUCGGGGGGAAAUACGCUGCAAAGUUGUAAAUCGUCAAGGUUAAAUCAUGACGAUUAAUUGAUUACAUUUCAUAAAUGUUAUAAUGUUAGAUAUUAUAAGGUACGUGGUAAACCAGAAUCGUACUUUGCAGUAUAAACAACAGACUGAACAGAGCAUUGUGAAGGAAUUUUAGAUAUGUCUGUCGGGAUGUGAUGUUAAGUGUUUGACGGUGACGGAAAGGGAGGGGAAGGAGGAGUUAAAAUGAGGGGGGCCAUUAAGGCCCAAGGGCACU